This is a messenger RNA of Rosa chinensis, 485 nucleotides long. RefSeq lists its product as uncharacterized. NCBI's taxonomy places the organism in Eukaryota, Viridiplantae, Streptophyta, Magnoliopsida, Rosales, Rosaceae. The coding region runs from base 62 to 436 and encodes 124 amino acids. The record is from RefSeq and is a predicted model, not a curated record. The transcript is spliced from 2 exons.
GAAACACAAGGAUGAUAAUCAUGAAUGGAUUAAUGAGGUUGCCAAGAAAAAAUAUGAGAAGAUGGAGGCUGAGAGGAUUGCUCUUAUAGAGAAGUUGUACCGAGAGGCUCUCGAGGGUACUCCACAUGAUUCUAUCAAACUGACUUUGGAAGCAGAGUUUCCAAUAAUGGCUAAGGAGCUUGGGAGGAAGGGUAGGAUGAUCCAUGGCAUUGGUAACGUCCCUCAUAUACAUUCUAACAUACACAAAGUAUCUGCAUGUGCUGGCACUAAUUCUGAGGUACCUGAAUUAUGUGCUCUUAUCAACCAACUUACCAUCAACAUGCUCAGUAUGAAGGAACAAAAUGGACACUUGAAGGCUCAAGUAGAAAGCUUAUUAAGGCAAUCUCCUAGACAGAUGAGUGAGGAUGACUUCCCCCACCCUAGCACCAACUUCUAAGACUUUGCUUUAGUAGUUUGGGUAAGCAUUUGCUGGACUUUAGGUCUGA